AUGGGAAGAAAGCAAAACAAAUACUGCCAAUACCAUCGAGCUCAUGGUCACACCACUAAUCUAUGCCAUGAGUUAAAAGAUAAAAUUGAGAAACUCAUUCAAGAAGGUCACUUGCAGAGGUAUGUGCGAGAAGAUAAAGAAAAGGAUAGGGAACCACUGAGAAGGGGAGAUAGGCCCGAAGGACAAGAGACACGCAACCAUGGGCAGCAGGAGAGAAGGAGAGACCAUGCACAGAAUCCCUUGGAUAAUGAAUUGACUCAACAAGCUAUACACGUCAUCUCUAGUGGCGAAACUUUAGCUGGAGACAACUCCUCUUCUCGGAAGGCUUAUGCCCACCUAGCCUACCAAGUCAACUAUGUGGGGAAGAUUAAGGAAAAUGAAGACCCCAUGACCUUCACGCCAAAUGAUCAGGGGGAUGUGAUUCUCCCACAUGAUGAUCCGCUAGUAAUUUCAAUUGUCAUCACCCAACAUCCCAUCGGAAAAGUCCUAGUAGACAGUGGCAAUUAUGUCAGCUUAAUCUAUUGGAAUUGCUUCAAGUAG
This is a messenger RNA of Diospyros lotus (date-plum), 540 nucleotides long. RefSeq lists its product as uncharacterized. The transcript has a single exon. The record is from RefSeq and is a predicted model, not a curated record. Bases 1 to 540 code for a protein of 179 amino acids. NCBI's taxonomy places the organism in Eukaryota, Viridiplantae, Streptophyta, Magnoliopsida, Ericales, Ebenaceae.